GCCCUUUUAUGAUUUGUUAAUGUGAAAUACCUCUAAUCACUAGAAGUUAAUGGCUUCUUCUUCUUCUUCUUCUUCUUCUUCCACUACUCCUAAACUAAAGUACAAAGUUUUUCUUAGUUUCCGAGGUGAGGACACCCGGGAAAACUUUACCAGCCAUCUGUAUGCAGCAUUGCGUCAGCAAAAUAUUCCUACUUUUAUUGACGAUGAACUUAUCAGAGGAUAUCCAAUUUCUCACUCUCUUUCGAAUACAAUCGAACAAUCGAAGAUCUCGGUUGUCAUAUUCUCAGAAAAAUAUGCUUCUUCGAGAUGGUGUCUCAAAGAACUUGAAGAUAUUCUUGAGUGCAAUUGUCAGAUUGUAAUUCCAGUGUUUUAUCAUGUAGCUCCAUCUGACGUCAGGAAUCAAACUGGCAUUUUUGGGAGAGCAUUUUCUCAGCUUGAAGAACGUUUUAAGGAUGAUUCAGAGAAGUUGCAGAGAUGGAGGACUGCUUUAAGGAAUGCUGCCAACCUAUCUGGUUUUGAUUCAAAAAACUAUAGGCAGGAAUCAUCACUUGUAAAGGAUAUUGUCGAAGAUAUUUUGGAGAAAUUGAAUGAUGAGUGCUCAGAAAUUGACCAUAAGGACCUAGUUGGAUUGGAUUCAACAAUUAAUCAAAUUGAAAAUUUAUUAUGUACGUCUGGUGUUUGCAAGUUGGGAAUUUGGGGCAUUGGUGGCAUAGGUAAAACAACUCUUGCUUGUGCGGUAUUUAGAAAAAUUUGUAAAAAGUUUGAAGCUUAUUUCUUCGCAAGGAAUAUUAGAGAAGAAUCAGAAAAAAGUGGGGGAUUAAAUGACUUGCGCCAAUGGCUUAGCUCUGCAGUUUUAGGGAAUAAACAUCCCAAUACUGGAAUCACCUUGAAAAGAAAAAAGCUUGGCCGUGUUCUUAUUGUGUUUGAUGAUGUGACGAAAUUAGAACAAGUGGAAUAUUUAAUGGAAGAUUUUGACUACUUGGACUCAGAUAGUCGAAUAAUCAUAACAGCAAGGGAUGAACACGUACUAGAACAAUGUGGGGUGGAUCGCAUGCACAUACUCGAGAUGGAGGGAUUAUUUGGUGUUGACGCUUUUCAACUUUUUAGCCAAUAUGCCUUUGGAGAAAACAGUCCACCAGAAGAUUAUAUUGAGCUAUCAUUUAAAGUGGUAGAAUAUGCUGAAGGUAUUCCACUUGCUCUUAAAGUUUUAGGUUCCUUUCUAUUUGGGAGGACAAUACAAGAUUGGGAAAGUGCUCUAAAACAGUUGAAAAGAAUUCCUCAUCCGGAUAUCCAAAAUGCAUUAAAAGUAAGCUAUGAUGGGCUAAAUGAUGAACAACAGCAAAUAUUUUUAGAUAUUGCAUGUUUCUUUAAAGGGAUUGAAAGAGAUCUUAUAGAAGAAAUCUUGGAUGCUUGUGGCUUCACCUCAGGUUUUAAUAUAAAUGUUCUCAUUGAAAGGUCUCUCAUAACUACAUCAUUCAACACCAUCACAAUGCAUGAUUUACUUCAAGAUAUGGGACGAGAAAUUGUUCGUCAAGAAUCAGCUAAUAAUUAUGGAGAGCGUAGCCGGUUGUGGGGUCACGAGGAAAUCUAUUCAGUAUUGAAAUAUAAAACGGGGACAAGAGCUAUUCGAAGCAUAAGCUUGGAUAAGUCUAAAGCAAGAGAGAUACAUUUACAUCCUAAAGCUUUCAAGAACAUGUAUAACCUAAGGUUCUUGGAAGCCUACGGCUUCACGAGUGGUAACAAGGUAUAUGGUUUUGAAGACCUUAAAUCUGAUUUCUCUGAGCUAAGGUACCUUAGUUGGUUUAAAUAUUCUGCCGAAUCAUUGCCACGAAAUUUUAAUCCAGAGAACCUUGUUGCACUCUACAUGACUGAUGGCAAAGUUAAACGACUUUGGACUGGUGUCAAGAAUCUUAAUUAUUUGAAACAUAUUGACCUCAGUUACUCCGAGCAUCUACUCGAAAUGCCAAAUCUCUCAUUAUGUCCAAAUCUUGAGAGCUUGAUUCUACGUGGUUGUACAAAAUUGUAUGUUGAUUUCUCAUCUAUCCGUAAUCUCAAUAAGCUUGUCGUCUUGGAUCUACAAGAAUGUAAAAUCUGUGAAAGUCUUCCAAUCAACUCUGGUUGGAGAUCUCUUCGAAAACUUAUUCUCUCCAAGUGUUCGAAUCUCAAAACAGUUCCAUAUAUCCCCGAUACGGUACAACAGUUAUAUUUAAAUGGAACUGCAAUAAAAGAAUUGUCGUCAUUACAGCAUCUUUGCAGCUUAAAAAUAUUGAAUCUUGAAAAUUGUUCAAAGCUAGAGAGUUUCCCAGAGAGCAUUGGUGAGUCAAAGAAUCUUCGAAGAGUUAUUCUCUCCAAUUGUUCAAAGAUCGAAGCAGUUCCAUGCAUCCCUAAUAGUGUAGAAGAAUUAUACUUAGAUGGAACUGCAAUUGAAGAAUUGCCGCCAUUAAAGCAUCUGUCUAGGCUAGUAAUAUUGAGUCUUAAAAAUUGUUUAAGACUAGAGAAUCUCCCAGAGAGCAUUCGUGAGGUUAAAUCUCUUCAAUGUCUUUAUCUUUCGGGUUCUGCAAAAAUCAACAGGUUGCCUAAAGGCCUGGAAAAUUUAAAAGCACUGCAGGAACUUGAAGUGGAGGGAAUUGGUAUAACAGAUAUACCGUCGUUGCCUAUAACAUGUUUGAAAAACCUUAAGGCAUUAUCUUUCGCAAGAUGUAGUAUUCAGAAGCCACCGAAUUCCCUACUGUCAGAGUUACCGGCCUGCCACAAACUGAAGCGGCUAAAUCUGGAAGACUGUUUUAUCGAAAUACUACCCAGCAAUCUUAGCGACUUACGCUCACUGAGAUUUUUGUAUCUUGGGCGAAACCAUUUUGAGAGUCUACCAGAGAGUAUCAAAGACCUCUCUAAGUUGUAUAAGCUUGACGUAAGCUAUUGCCAGAGGCUGAAAUCCUUACCGGAACUUCCAGAUAAGUUACUACAUAUAGAAGCAAAGGGUUGCACAUCACUGGAAGCAUUAUCAGGUUUACCAACUCAAUGCCUAAGUAUGGGGACAGACGAAGAGGAAAUUAGCUUCAUCAAUUGUUGCAAUCUGAAACUAGAUUUGACUGAUGCUUUGCGGAAUAUUGAGAGAAAUGCAGAUGUAUGGUUUAGCUCUGAAGAAAACACAACAUGGCUGUCAAGGGGUAACCUGCCAAAGGCUUUUAUAUGUUACCCUGGAAGCGAAAUUCCAGAUUGGUUUGACUUUCCAAGUCAGAGUGGUUAUAUAGAGCUUCCAUCAGAUUGGCUCACUGAUGACUUAAUUGGUUUUUCUUUUUGCGCUGUUGCAUCAUUCCGAGACUAUGAAGAGGCUGAAGCUUUGCAAGUUCGUUGUUUUCUGGUUGUUAACGAGGAGAUCGUUUCCACUGGCUGUUUGUUUAAUAAUUAUGGGCAUGAGGUUAUUGAUACAGAUGAUGUUAUUGAAGCAGAUCAUGUAUUUUUAGGAUAUAAUUAUGAUAUCAUGGCCUUGGAAUUGCUUACUCACAGUUCGAAUAGCAAGGGCUACAUGGAGUUCUUUGUUGUGCAUGGAAGUAAGAAUAGCAGAAGGAAAACUAAGUUGAAAAAGUGUGGAGUCAGAUUGUUGUACGCUAAAGAUAAUUAUACGAGAACAGAUGGAAGAGUGGAAAGAGAGCAGAGAUUUCCAAAUAUAUAUGGGUGCUUGAGGUGCCAUCUCCAUUGCUGCGUGAAACAUGAAGAUAUGGACGAAAAUAUACCAUUUGAAACUUUAGAAAGCUGGUCCCCACAUUCAGGAAUAUACGAGCCACCAAUAAGAAGGGAAUAUUUAAACUAUAUCCAAUGCAAAUGGGUUGCACAAGCGGAACGGAAGCGCAUGGACUGGGCUAAAUGUAAAUGAAACUUGGAGGUUGAAAUCUUCUUACAGAAAAGGUGAUGUAACUCCAAACCCAUGAGCUUAUUAUACAAGGUUAUUGGAGCAAUUUGAUUGAUUCCCUUUUACUUUCCCAUGUCCCUCCGGUGGUAAAAUGAUGGCUGAUGCAUGUGCAAACUCAGAACAGCAGGUUUCUUCUUGCUUUGGAAGGAAACCCUCCACUGGAAAAAUCAAGGUUUUUUACUCGAUUUCUGGGCAUAAACGGAGGGAAUUUUUUUUAAAACAUAUAUGAAACUCAUGAAUUUAUCAGCCAGCCUUCAGCAAUUUAUAUUCAUGCCCUAUGCUCUGCAUUCUCCAUUCUGUUCAAGAAUCACGAAGUAGCUUUUUUUGGUAUGUUAGUCGUUGUGUUUUCAGACUGGCUUGAUCUCGUGCGAACAUGCGUGGACACAUGCUGUUUUAAUGUUUCUGGUGUUUGGUUUUCUGGACUGAACUGUGAAAUGAUGCUGAUUGCACUUUAAUAGUGUUUUAAGCCGCCAUUAUUCGAAUGUUUUGUUUUGUUUGAAA
Messenger RNA from Pistacia vera, 4411 nucleotides. Its product is annotated as disease resistance protein RPP2B-like. The transcript is spliced from 6 exons. Gene Ontology annotation, biological process: defense response; signal transduction. The record is from RefSeq and is a predicted model, not a curated record. Gene Ontology annotation, molecular function: ADP binding. Lineage: Eukaryota; Viridiplantae; Streptophyta; Magnoliopsida; Sapindales; Anacardiaceae. Bases 50 to 3874 code for a protein of 1274 amino acids.